UCUCUCUCUCUCCUCGUUUGCAUGGGCUUCUUGUAAUGAUGACGAUUUUGGCGUUCAUGGGUCAAAGCUAUUUGUAAUUAUUUCCAGAAGAUCAGAAGCUCGUGAUGAGAAUUUUCUUUUGCAGACUACGGCAGGACAGACAGACACCCCGAGAGAGAGAGAGAGAGAGAGGAAUUUACAGUGAGAGGUUCCUUUCCUCAUCAUCUCUCCCCCGCCCACUGUUGCCUUAAAGGUCGACAUUUUCAACGUAGGGAAAUACCAGGAAGAAGCUGGAGAAGGUGAAAGGAAUAAGGAAGUUGAGUUUUUGAGCGUUUUGGAGAGGUCCCCGAUAAGGAGUUUGAUUGAAAGAGAGGAAAGAAAAGCACCCUAGAUUCUCAAAGUUGUGGAAAGCUGAAGUUUUAAGGGGUUUUGAAAGGAACCCAGAAAGUUAAAGCACCAUUUUUAUUGGAUUUUGCUGGGAAGAGAGAAGGAAAGAUAACUCAACAGCUCAAAGGUUGGGGAUUGAGGAAAGAAAAGCGAAGAAGACCCAAAAGUUCAAGAAGUUUAAAGGUUCCUUUUUUUUUUGGAGGAAGGAAGAAAGACGAGAAGAAAUGAGAGGUUGUGGAAGGAAUGGAACUGUUAGACAGUAUAUAAGGUCUAAGGUUCCUCGUUUGAGAUGGACUCCUGAUCUUCAUCACUGCUUUGUUCAUGCCAUUGAAAGGCUCGGAGGCCAAGAAAAAGCCACACCUAAGCUUGUUCUUCAGCUUAUGAAUGUAAGAGGGCUAACCAUUUCACAUGUCAAAAGCCAUCUUCAGAUGUAUAGGAGCAUGAAGAGUGACAUUAACAGACAAGUUUCUUCAGCGGACUUGCAUUCCACCCAACAGAGAAAACAAUUCUUCGAUGAUGAUAACAUUGACAGCGAGGUCGAUGAAGAGAAUGAUGGUUGUUCUUACCAAUCUUCAAAACCCAUUCCGGAUUUCCAAUCUCAAUUCAUCUACUCGCAUCUCCCUCUUAAAAGACCACGAGUUAUCGAGACAAAUUCCAUUUCACAUAGCUUGCAAUGCAACCAAAGGAUAUUUGAAGCACCAGGCUAUAUGAGUGGUAUUCAUGAGGGUUAUAUAGAAGAAAUGGGUGAGUAUAAAGGAAUAGACGAGAGUUGUUUAAGAUGGCAGAAGGAUGGUGGAAAAGCAAGGAUAUUUUCAGAAGAUGUUUUCAAGUUUCAUCCAUACAAAGCAGAAGAAUCUGAAUUUGUCAAGAUUACCGGAUCAAAUGACCCAUUGAUUACUUCAUCAAGGAAGUGCAAGUCUGAGGAGAAACAAGAGUUCAAAUCAUUUCCAUGGAUAUCGUUAGGCGAAGAACACACGAGAAAAGAGGAAGGAGCUGAUGAUCUGUCAUUAUCACUGUCAUUGCAUCCUAGGCAAUGGAUAAACACGUCAUCAAUUAGUGAAAUCAGUGAUGGAUCCUUCCCAUCUUCAAGGAAAGAAUGCUUGGGUAUUUCUAAGGGAAAUGAUAUAAAUUUGGAUCUUUCCAUCUCUCUAUGUGGUUCUUGUGAACAUGUGUAAUCACAUUUUAUUUUCAUUAAAUCCAUCCUUUUGCCUUUGUUCA
Molecule: messenger RNA, 1584 nt
Organism: Magnolia sinica
Lineage: Eukaryota; Viridiplantae; Streptophyta; Magnoliopsida; Magnoliales; Magnoliaceae
Product: myb family transcription factor MOF1-like
Exons: 6
Coding region: 591-1541 (316 amino acids)
Molecular function (GO): DNA binding; DNA-binding transcription factor activity
Source: RefSeq, a predicted model, not a curated record